GACCGGCUUCAAUCCAUUCCCGAAUGGCUCAAUGGAGUAAUCGAGUCGUCGCCGCCAUGAGUGAUGGGGUUGCUCAGGUGUGCUUCAGGUAAAUCCGCCGGAGAUGAGGGUCUACAGUUACAUUUGGGAUGCGGGAGGAAGUACCUGAAGAAAACCCACUGAAACGCAGAGACAGCAUGCAAACUGAGAUGUUCCAAUACGGAUUCAAACCCGCAUCUUCUGACAGCCCAGGCUGCACCCUCACCCGCCUACUUCCUUGACACCGCUCAUAACGGACCAGCAGGCGCACCGGCAGCCCCCUUCUCUGCUGACUCAGUGCCUUAGCGAGCAAGCAGCAGUCCUCCCAUCCCUGGAAAAGAGCAUCCAGCGCGUCGGCUCUCCUCGGCUCAGCACCACAGAAAUGGCCAAGACCGCAAUCGCAGCUUACAAGGAGAAGAUGAAGGAGAUUUCCGUCUUCUCGCUCAUCUGCUCCUGUCUGUACCCCGACAUCCACAAGAACACCCUGGGCGACUUUGAAGACCUGGACAUCAAGCCCAUCAACAAGCGGGCCUCAGGCCAGGCCUUCGAGGUCAUUCUCAAGCCGUCCUCGCCCGUGUCCGACGCGGCCUACUGCGUCACCAGCCCCCCCAAGAGGGACAUCUCCCUGGAGGACAUCCAGAAGAAGCUGGAGGCAGCCGAGGACCGCAGGAGAUCCCAGGAGGCGCAGGUGCUCCGCGCCCUGGCCGAGAAGCGCGAGCACGAGCGCGACGUGCUGAUGAAGGCCAUGGAGGAGAACAGCAACUUCAGCCGCAUGGCCGAGGAGAAGCUCCAGCUGAAGAUGGAUCAGAUCGAGGAGAACCGGCAGGCCUACCUGAGCGCCCUCAUGGAGCGCCUGCAGGAGAGGGAGAGGCACGCUCAGGAGGUGCGCAGGAACAAGGAAUUGAAAGAAGAGGUGACAGCGUGAGGAGCCCACCACCACCACCAUCAUCACCACCAUCACUCCACCCCGCCCUGAGGUUCUUGGCAGCCGCUUCCAACCCCACCUGUCCCUGCCCCUUGCCAUACUCAUCCCUCCCCUGUCACGUUACUACUCUGAAAGUACCACACAGCAUCAUGGCGGUGGGGGGUGUGUGUGUUUGGGGGUGGAUUUUGACAAAUGCAAAAGAAUCAUGACCAAGAAGAAACAAAUCUCCCACCGUACCCUCCCCAGGCAGAAUGAAUCAGAACACGACAGCGGUUUUGUAAAUACUUCUUUUUUUGGUACGAGACGAGCAGCAAAAGUAUUGAUUGCAGUGUGACUUUGUUUUGCAAUCAUCCUCCUGGCAUAUAAAUGAAUGUGAUUGCAUUCUUUGACCUUCUUUUCUCUCGUUUUGGUUGUUUUUGUGAUGCGUUAGCAGGCUUAGGUGUUUGUUGUGAGUUUGCCAGCUAGCUCAUGUUUGCUGUGACUGUUUGCAAGGCCCUCCAUCUUAACCCCACAACUACUCCUUCUUGCUCACACAUUCCACCGCAAGUAGUCAUUGCCAGUCUGGACACUGAAAUUGAUUUUUUUUUUCUCCCCCCCAAAAUAGUGUUUAAGUUUGUGAAGUGGACGAGACAGCAUUUAAACCUCCCUCUUCAUCAUUCCUGCUGUACAGAAUCAAACCUAGCACCCUAGUAGAACUCUACUUCGUCUCUCGCCCCCCUCCCUCGGUGCAUUUCAGUUCAUGGGUCAGGUGUGAACACCGGUACAGACAAACUCAAGUUGUUAAAUGAACCAAUCAGGGUAUUAAGCGGUGACUUACCCAACGGGUCGUCGCUUCAGCAUGUUAGCCGUUAGCAUGUCACCAUCCUGAGCAUAUUUUUUAGGUGUAAAUGGGAAUCAUUUGCUCGCCGCGUCCUCUUACAGUACACUCGGUCGUUCCGUGGUGUACCGUAGCCUGCUACGUCGUCAAUUUCAUCAUCAAAGUUAUCCGCGCUGCGUCCCAUCCCUUCUUCCUGUUUACCUUCUUCCCGCUGACCAACUGGAGAGGCGAGUGAAGUCACGUGGCCUGUAGUGACGCAUUCAAGUACGCUCGUAUGAUCGAUAACCGCGCCAAGGUGGGGGAAACGCACAGCAAUUUACGAACAAAGCGAGCGAUUCCGAGCAAAGAAAGACGGAAAUGUGAAAGCCACGUGGUAGACAGGAGUUUAAGCCAAUUAUAGCACAUGUUUUUGGCUCGGCUUGCAAAAUAAAUCUAAAGCUAGGCCCCCUCCCUUUUGUACAGGCACAUGUCUAGCAUAGCACACACAACUAAGAUGGGAGCAUGUAGGAAGGCUGCAUAAUAACCCAAUAAAUCAUUUCACAGUGACUACAGCACACUAGGAAGACAGUGUCGUUAAUGGAGGCUUGCAAGAACCAAGGUAGCUGUUGAAGCCUGAGGUUGAACCCAUUGGUUGGCGGCACGUUGUUGCACAGUAGACGUGUGCAGAUUUUAGGAAAAGCCUGCAGAUUUUUGUGCCGUGUGAUGAUAAUGCGGUGACGUUUGACGAGUUUGUCCCAGACGACCCCAAACAACCCUUUCUCUCUCUCUCUUUCCUCUAUUCAUUAGUAUGUUAACCCUCUCUCCACAUACUGUAUAUCAUUGUGAGCAAGCAGUGGUUAAUAAAGAUUUGGGGUUCAAUGACAAAAAAA
Molecule: messenger RNA, 2629 nt
Organism: Dunckerocampus dactyliophorus (ringed pipefish)
Lineage: Eukaryota; Metazoa; Chordata; Actinopteri; Syngnathiformes; Syngnathidae
Gene: stmn2b
Product: stathmin 2b
Exons: 7
Coding region: 401-943 (180 amino acids)
Biological process (GO): neuron projection development; microtubule depolymerization; regulation of microtubule polymerization or depolymerization
Cellular component (GO): cytoplasm; growth cone; neuron projection
Molecular function (GO): tubulin binding
Source: RefSeq, a predicted model, not a curated record